Molecule: messenger RNA, 333 nt
Organism: Racocetra persica
Lineage: Eukaryota; Fungi; Glomeromycota; Glomeromycetes; Diversisporales; Gigasporaceae
Source: the annotation of a GenBank genome assembly
AAGAUAUAACCAUGAAGGACUCACUUUAUGAUUAUUUAGAGUUUAUAAAUUAUAUUGAUCUCACACAUAUAUAUGAUACAUUCUCUAUAUUCUUAAAAUCCAGUGAUUUACAUACUGUUUUAAAUGAGCUUUUUGUUAAGAUUGUAUACAAAUCAAAGAAUCUAAAGGAUGUCACUUUAACCGUAUUAGGGUUGAAGAAAGUAUCAUAUGAAGCAGUAAUUAAAACUCUCAAGAGGAAACUAUUAAAACUACUUCACAUUCUACCAAUAGUAUUCAAUGAUGACAUAAUUGAAUCAUACACCACUUCAGAAAUAAUGAUCAGAGAAUUAAUCA